AUGGCUCCCGCUGCUACCGGCGCCAAGAAGCAGAAGAAGAAGUGGUCCAAGGGCAAGGUCAAGGACAAGGCCCAGCACGCCGUCCUGCUCGACAAGCAGACUUCUGAGAAGCUGUACAAGGAUGUUCAGUCCUACCGCCUCGUCACAGUCUCGACCCUCGUCGACAGAUUAAAGAUCAACGGUUCCCUCGCACGCAAGUGCCUGAAGGACCUCGAGGAGAAGGGCCAGAUCAAGUCUGUUGUCACCCACAGCAAGAUGAAGAUCUACACCCGCGCCGUUGGUGCUUCGGACUAA
Pestalotiopsis fici W106-1 is the source of this 294-nucleotide messenger RNA. Its product is annotated as 40S ribosomal protein S25. The coding region runs from base 1 to 294 and encodes 97 amino acids. Gene Ontology annotation, cellular component: cytosolic small ribosomal subunit. The transcript has 3 exons. The record is from RefSeq and is a predicted model, not a curated record. Gene Ontology annotation, molecular function: structural constituent of ribosome. Lineage: Eukaryota; Fungi; Ascomycota; Sordariomycetes; Amphisphaeriales; Sporocadaceae.